Belonocnema kinseyi is the source of this 4608-nucleotide messenger RNA. RefSeq lists its product as uncharacterized. Gene Ontology annotation, biological process: regulation of DNA-templated transcription. The transcript is spliced from 2 exons. Gene Ontology annotation, molecular function: DNA-binding transcription factor activity, RNA polymerase II-specific; zinc ion binding; RNA polymerase II cis-regulatory region sequence-specific DNA binding. The coding region runs from base 205 to 3633 and encodes 1142 amino acids. Lineage: Eukaryota; Metazoa; Arthropoda; Insecta; Hymenoptera; Cynipidae. The record is from RefSeq and is a predicted model, not a curated record. Gene Ontology annotation, cellular component: nucleus.
CCCAUCGUGUUCGGACCUGACGCUACUUUCGACGCCUUACCGACGCUCGGCGUCGCUCGUUCAGUUACAUGCGAUUGACGCGCAAUCGGGUAAAUUAACUUGGGCAAAAGCGCGACUUUCCCCGUAAAUCACGGAUCGUCCUGCUACGGCGAGUGCAAGAAAGUACGUUAGAACAACAACGUGCAUCCUGAAAAGUGAACGAAAAUGGAGAGCAGACCGGCGGCGCUCCGUUCCAGGCGUGUCUGUCGAUUUUGUCUCACGGAAUCCGAGCCAUUGAACUACAUUUAUGACCGGGAAAUGACCAGACCGUUCCAAGUGCCGCUUACCCUCCAGAUUAUGUCGUGCGUCGGCAUCGAGGUGUACUCGGCUGAUGGAAUGCCACAGAUGAUCUGCAACACCUGUCGUUGGAAUUUAGAUCGUUCCUACAAAUUUAAGCAACAGUGCAGAAAAGCUGACGAAGCUUUAAGAUCCUACCCCAUAUCAGGCGUUCUUCCUCGGCCAUUUCCGCCAAUUUCCACUGAACCUCCCGAUACAAACAAUAAAAGACCAGCUGACCAAAGGGCACAGAACGAACAGAAAAAGGCUCGACUUGACAACGGAGAUCGAGAAAGAAGGGAACGUCAGGCUGAGAAACAAAGCAAGGAAGAACGACACGGUUUGUACGGCGAGGAACAAGACAGAGGCAGCGAAGGAGAAAACGAACCAAAUAACGAAAAAGAAGACAGGAAACUCGAACCAGGAGAAAUUCGAGUUCACGCAUGCAAUCAAUGUGACCGGACGUUCCCUCUAAGACAAGCUCUCCUUUUACAUAUCCAACGAGCUCAUCGGGAUCGCAAUUACAAAUGCACCGAGUGCGAUCGCCCCUUUUUCUCAAAAUACGACCUAGCCAAACACAUGUCCAUACACUCUGAAGAUAAACCCUUCUCUUGCCAAAUCUGCCACAAACAAUUCUCGCGCGCGAAUUUACUUCAGCGGCAUGAAAAGGUUCAUCGCGAUGAGCUGAGAUACGGCUGUCAACAUUGCGACAGAGAAUUCUUCACUACCGAUGAGCUUGAGAAACACGAGGAAACUGCCCACAAAGCCAUCAAGCCUUUCCAAUGCAAUAUUUGCAACAAGCGAUUUACUUACAAACAGGGCCUGGAGCGCCACGAAAUGCUUCACAGCGAGGACAAGACCUUUGUAUGCGAAUAUUGCAAGGAAGCCUUCCGAACGAGUACGAAACUUGCUCGUCACUUGACAACUCACGCAGGCCACCGUCCCUAUCUCUGCAAACUGUGUCCCCGAUCAUUCCUCCUCUCACAUCAUCUCACAAGACACAUGCGGUCUCACUCGGUGGAGAAACGACACGUCUGUGAAGAUUGUGGAAAGGCCUUCAAACGCAAAGAAAGUUUAGAAGUUCAUCAGCUAACGCACACGAAACGGACAGGCAUGGGAUUGACCUGCGAUGUCUGUCAGGAAGUAUGUCGCAAUCGUGCGGAUUAUGUGACGCAUAUCAAACAACACAUAGAAGCUGGAGAGAAGAUGGGACCGGAUGGUUUGCAGCCAGAAACCAAAGAAAAGAUAGAGCUCGAGUCUGAAGAAGAAGAGGAAGAGGAUCAAUAUUCUGAUGGAGAUGAUGAUUAUGAGCCACCGCCAUAUGUUAUCAAGAAGUUGCCCUUGCCGAAGCCUAAACCAGCCGAGAGUGAGGAUGAUUCGGAAAGAGUUGACAAAGAGGAGAGAGGUGAGAAGGUUGUCUUUGUACGAGGAAAAGACGGAAACAUGGUGAAGAAGACUAUCAAGACUUUGAUGCCUAUUCAGAGAAGAGAAGCUGCUGAAUCGAAGAUGAAGAAUCCAUCUCAGUCUGCGAAGAUGCCAGUGAAACAGGAAGAUGUUCCGAAAGGUCGCCUCGAUGAGACGGAGGCGCAAGUGCAGAAGAUAGUUGAAUCUGUUUUCAAGGAACACAAAAUCCCACUCAAGCAUCAAAGUCCACAGGAACAAGGCAAAGGUACAAGUACACCAACUGUUCAGCGAUCGCAGAUUAUUAACACAAGUCCAGCGACAUCUAAGGACGAUAAAAUUGAAGCUGUAAUUGCUGUUACACCGAAACCGGUAAAUACAGUUAAAGUUAUUAAAAGGAUUGUCGUGAGGAAACCAGCUGGUGCUGACGGAACUGCAAAGGAAGGUGAGGUUACACCAGGAAUUUCGCAGACUGUUCCAACUCCUGGAUCCGGAAUGAAGGUCACAAAACGAGUCAUCGUGCGGAGAAUCAUUCGCCAGGGAGACACAACGAGGGAAGUUAUCAUGAAUCCUGAUGGAACGAUUAUUGAUCCUGCUGAGUUGGCGAAAUUACCGACAGGCAACGUAGUGAAGAGAGUUGUCGUCAAAAAACCGAUGGAUAAGACUCAGAAUCUUGUUCAAAGUGUGAUGCAGUCUCCCGAGAUGAGAUCCAUGUCGAAAAUAGAGUCUGGAGAUCCCUUGAAGUUUGAACUAAAGACAACACAAGGGUCGGGCACACCAACAACUUCUACUGCCCAACAGAUGAAGGUAGAAGAACAGCAAAAUUCUUCUACGUUAAAAGACCAGGAAACGCAAGAGAAACUUGAACAGCUGGAAAAAAGAGUCGAGCAGCAGAGAUUAAAGAUUGAAGAACUGCAGGCCAGGAAGCAGCAGGAUUUUGAACCGAUGGAUGAGAUGAUUCCGGAGAGACAUGACGAGUCUGAGGAUGAGCAGCAACUGCCUUUGAAGAGGGUCUUUGUGAAGAGGAAGCAAAGUAUCUAUGACGAGGAACAGGAGUAUGAUGAUAGUAAAAGCCAAAGUACAGUAGAAAAAAGUCAGGAAGAAGUUGAUAAUCAAUCUCAUGUUUUCGACGUUGAGACUCCAAAGAGCAAUAAGCCGUCCAUAACGAGUUCGAAGGUCUAUGGAAACAAGAAGAUUAUUCUUCUGAAGCCGGACGAGCAACCAACGUCACAAGCUCCAGAAGAUGUGGAGAUCAGUCAGAUGAAUCAGGAACUCUGUAAUAUUUUAGAUUCUACUGACAGUACGGUGAAAAUGCAAGAAAUAGCCUUGAGUAACUUGACUGAGAUAUCGGGGAUUAGUGUCGGUGAAAAUACUCAGAAAAUGUAUACUGAAGAAGCAGAGAACCAGGAAUCGAUUCCAGAACAGAUGGAACAGGAGGUGCCAAUGGAAGAAACUACUGAAACUGGAGUUGCAGAAGUUACUGGAGAGGAGCAGAGCGAUGGGCUGAAUUCUGAAGGCAUCAUCAUCGGGGAGACAGUUCCGGAGGAAGAGAAGAUGGAACUGGAAGCACCUACAGAGGAGCAAAUUGCUCUGGAAGUACCUGCUGAAGAGCACAUUGCUCUGGAAACACCUACAGAAGAGCACAUGGCGCAAGAAGAGGUGCAAACUACGCAGAAUGAUCAGCAUGUUCAGAUUCAAGAGUCUCAGGACACGACCUUGACUUUAAGUGGUCAUGAAAUGUCAGAGUCAACCGAUAUUUUUGACCAAUCCGGCUCUGUGCUUGAGACUCAAAAAAGCGACACGCCCUUGGAAGAUUCGGUGAUUGAAUUGUCGGCGGGAAAUGAUACAAUUAAUUUGAAUGAAACGCAAGACAGCCGAGACAGCCUAGAAGAUAAACUUUCGCAAAUGGAGGGAUGAAAGUAGAUUAGACCUGUUAAUUUAAAGCAAGCCAUUUUGCUUUCGAGUUUUGUUGCUGAGCGAGAGUUUGAAUGUAGAUCUUCUAUGCCAAUGAAAUUCAGUUUUAAUUCAUCGGAGUUCAGAAUUGAGUAAGAAUCUUGAGGUGGUGAAAUAAGAUUUUUUUUAUUUCUAUUGAGAAAAAAUAUCUUCUUGGAACGUUUUUUUUAUCGAAUUUUUUUCGCUAUUUAACUCGUUGGUUUACAAAAUUGAGUACUGCAAGUAGCGAUAAAAUAUCUAAUCCUCGUGUUUGCAGAGUCAUUUGGAAAGCUUAAUUUUUGCGGAAUUCAUGUUUGGAAGCAUUUAAUUUUGUUUGACACCAAAUUUGAAUGCUUUCAAUUUCUGAUUUUUUUCGGAAUCCGUCGGCUUUAAAUGAUGGGUUCCUUUUGAAUCCGAAAGGUUUUCAAAUGUGCAGAUUUUGAAAUUAGAUGCUUUAAAAUUUUGCUAUUGCUAAAUUUUACAGCCGUUAAAUCGAUUGAUAUUAUGAAAAUGGUGUGCAAAUUUAUUACAAAAAUGAAGCAAUUUCAAUUCUAAAGCGUUCAAGUUUGAGACAUUUAAUAUUACAAUUGUCCAUUUUUAAUUGAAAACCUUCAAAGUUUUGUCUUUCGACAUUUGAUAUCAAAAUUCUUUCCAAUUUCAUAUGAAUAGCUAUCAGCAUAUAGACUCAUAUUAAAUGGAGGCAUUGAUUUGAUGUUUUACAAUUGCAAAUUCAAACGUAUGAAAUAGUAACAUUUUGAAUUCAAAGUGUCCAAAAUUAAAUUAUUUUUACUUGCAUUCUAAAUCGGGUUCGUUUGAAAUAGUAAAUGCUAGCAUUAAAAGAUUAAAAACUCAAAAUCGUGAAAACAUGUCAUUGACAGUUUCAUGUUUCCAAAUUAAUAGUUUCCAAUUUUAAUUCUCAAAAUUAGAAUUAUGAUCAUGUAAAUAAUUUUGCACUGCGAC